Corticium candelabrum is the source of this 1182-nucleotide messenger RNA. RefSeq lists its product as uncharacterized. The transcript is spliced from 2 exons. Bases 95 to 1012 code for a protein of 305 amino acids. Lineage: Eukaryota; Metazoa; Porifera; Homoscleromorpha; Homosclerophorida; Plakinidae. The record is from RefSeq and is a predicted model, not a curated record.
AAUCCAACUCACACGUCCGAUGUUGAGUUCAAGUCUUCCUGUCGUAUCACAGCACCAUUAGCAGCUCUCAUAAUACAACAAGAACAGUGCUACAAUGUGGCUGUCGAAGCUGUUCAGAAAGAAAAGUCUGCCACAAAAUUUGAAAAAACGGGCUUCUCAGAAACAAGCUUUAGUAGAAAUAGAAGCUAAUUGCCCAGCAUCUAUGAAACGAUGCGUUGAACUUGCCUCUGAAAAGGGUGCAUCAAAUUGGCUAUCCGUUUUACCGGUUGAAGAACAUGGUUUUCAUUUGAGCAAAGGAGAUUUUCGUGAUGCUUCAUGCAUGCGCUAUGGUUGGAUGUUACCAAAUCUACCUUCAAAAUGUGUCUGUGGAUCUGCUUUCAACGUUGACCAUGCAAUGGUAUGUUCUAAAGGUGGCUUUCCGACGCUAAGGCACAAUGAAAUUAGGGAUAUAACUGUCGAUCUUUUGACUGAAGUGUGUCAUGAUGUAGCGAUAGAACCGAUGUUACAACCUCUGACUGGAGAAAAGUUUCAGAAGAAAACAGUGAACAUUCGAGAUGAUGAUGCAAGAUUAGACAUUUCGGCAAGAGGUUUUUGGGGAGGAAGAUUUGAGAAGACAUAUUUUGAUGUCCGGGUGUUUAACCCCAAUGCCACCUCGUACACAUGUUUUGAAGUUGCAUCAUGCUAUAGAAGACAGGAACAAGAGAAGAAAAGGAAAUAUGAAGAAAGACUGAGAAAAGUAGAAAAUGCUUCCUUUACACCUAUUAUCCUUUCUUGCACUGGUGGCAUGAGCAAGCUUACAACGUCAUUUACCAAAAAGCUGGCCUCAAUGAUAUCUGAGAAAAAGGACACUCCAUACGGUAGCGUGAUCAACUGGCUAAGAUGUCGACUCGGGUUCGCACUCCUAAGAGCUUCCAUAAUGUGCAUCAGGGGCAGCAGGUGCAAACGCUACGUCAGGCCGGAAAACAAUAUUCUCCUGGCUACGUCUGAGGGGCACCUGGCCUCCUCAGCUUAGUGACUUUACUGUACAUGACAUAGUAGUAGUAAAAGUUGUACUAUUGUAUAUGACAGUAAUUGUUUAGUAGUAGUAAUAGUUUAUUGCCAUUCGCUGUAGGUUGCCGUUUGUGUAUACGUAGUCUGCUAUUGUUUCAAAUACACCAUAUCUUCUCAGUAGUAGUAGUAGUA